This is a messenger RNA of Colletotrichum graminicola M1.001, 3018 nucleotides long. Its product is annotated as protamine P1. The transcript has a single exon. The record is from RefSeq and is a predicted model, not a curated record. Lineage: Eukaryota; Fungi; Ascomycota; Sordariomycetes; Glomerellales; Glomerellaceae. The coding region runs from base 1 to 3018 and encodes 1005 amino acids.
AUGGAUCUCGAGGAAGGCUGGAGAGUCCGGUGCUUGGACGACGAACCCAUAUACUGCAAAGCACCUCAUGACGAAACCGAAGUCCUGUAUGCGGGCUCCGACGACGAACACUAUGACAACCCCGAGGAGAGGAAAUCCCGAUACGAGAACGCCGCCGUUCGGUUUCUGCAAGGCCAUACACCAGUCUUGCUCACAACGGUUCUCAGAGGGCCUUUUGAAGGCCCCGACGCCAAAGGUUGGGUCAAUCCAUGGCAAUCCAGAAGGAAAACGGCGCCAGUAGCAUCCGCCAAAAAGGCUGCGCCUGGGCAUCUGUUAGAAAUCACCUCAGAUCCUGAACCCGAAAUCAUCGAAACGCAGACCGGUGGAAGCCCAACAUCUUGCCACUUGCCAAGUCCGCGAAGCCUUGACCAAGUUGAUAUUACCCCACAUCCCUUCAUGGAAGAAGAGGACCUCCAAAGAGUCGAAUCAUGGAGGAGUACCGCCGAAUCGGCAAGCAGAACGGAGGAACCUGCCUGGUCAUUUGAUGCCUCGCUUUCGCAAUCUCAACAUCGGUCUCAACGCAAACGUCGCCCAGCAGGGUCGGAGUGGCUCAAAAGAGAUGACAACAAACGUCGAAAGGCUGGCAGGGUGCACGAUCUGGAACAGCCUUCUGUCAAGCCCCAACGUAAGACACCAAGCCUACAUCGAGAACCGUCCGGCCCGAGAACGCCAUCUCGUCAAAAGCAACAAGAUACCGUCGUGGCCGCGGAAGCCGGUAGGAAAAGCUUGGAGAGCCCCGAAGCCAGCUCAUCGUCACCGUACAAAGCAUCGCUUGCAGCCACAGCUCGAUCUUCGCAACGGUUGUCGUCACAGACUUGCGAUAAACGGCAUUCUUCUCCAGAGAAGCCAGCGCCUCUGAGUACGCCCUUCCAGACUCCGGAGUCUUCUAGAAAGCCAACGACAACGCCGGGAAAAGCCACGAUCGAAUCCAGACCUCGAAGCAGUGGUGCGGACAUAAUUAAACAAGAAACCCGUGGUGGUGACGAGUUCGAGACUCAGCAAGAUGAAAGCUUUUUGUUCCGCGCAAGACCCCGGACACAUGCUCCAGGCAUUAUGCAACUGAGCCCUACACCAAGAAUAUCCGUUGGACGGGUUUCUUCACUGGCUUCCACGGCUUCCUCUGAGACGGGCUCUCACGCCGAGCUACUUGACCUGGACGGGGACACAUGUAUGGCAGAUGACACCAAAGCGACUAUUCCCGAAUCGAUUGCGAAGAGCAAUGAACACCACCGAGGGUCCCCAAAGGAAAACAUGGGGCUAGUUGUGGAGCAAGCGACGGAAGGUGAAGUGGGAAACGACCGACCGCAGUCAGAACAUUCAAGUGGAAAAUCGGCUACUGGCUACACCGAAGAUACCUUGGUUGCUACAAACCAUACGCCCAUCAGAGGGCUUAAGCAACCGGAACUCACCCAACCGAGUCCAACUAAGCAGGAUGUCGCCGAAGUGAGGACUGAGGAAUCAGACCAAGGAUCAACUAUUGUUGCCCACUCUGUCUCUCAGGAAGAGCAGAACAACGAACCAAUCAACGAUGUCGGCCGCACUUUGUUACCACCAACACCAACCAGUCGACUUCCGAUGGCAACCCAGCCCGCGCCUCCACCUUCAAUCUCACAGCAUGGCACUAUGUCGCAGACCUUCCCCCAAAGUCCUUGGUCGAAGCCGAGCCAGUUCACCGUAAGCAGUUCUAUCUGUAGGUCUGACGAGGGUCAGCAACACUUGGGCAGCGUUGAAGCCUCUAUCAGCGGAGGAGCUCCAACCCAUGACCCUCCAACAACACCAUUGACGGCUGAAGUGGAAAGGGAACCUGCAUCAGGGUGCAUGUAUCUCAAUCCUCAAUCAGAGGCUGGGACGUCAUGUAUUCGCGACAACUCGAGAAUCGAGAAGAUCAUUGGCGAAGGAGAUAGUCCCGCGAUACCGGCCUCCCAACAGAGUCCAUGGAAGGCAGAUGUGCCAGCUAUGGCUCUGCCUCAGCAGCAACAACUACCCCUCGAAGACGGCCAUGGGAACUUUGUAGACCCCAGCUGUCAGAGCCCUUGGACUGCGAGUCCUGAGAGAAUUCGUCAGACCGCGCAAGCAGCUUUACUGUGUAAUGUUUUUGCCGCCGCAACACCGGUUUCGCCAUCUCCGCUUGCACCUCCAGUCUCUGUGGAUUCCGAUGCGCUUGUUGCCGAUCGUGCUCCCGAUACUCAACAUGCUGCUGCCGUCGCCGAUAUCGCCAGUCCAAGCUCUCCUGGACCGACCCUUUGCAUCAAGUCUUUUGCGAAAUUCAUGUCUCCUUCACCAGAGAAACCUCACCGCCGGUCCAAAAAGAUCCGCUUGAGUGACGGUCACCUACCCAGCACUCAAAACCUCAUCGCCGCGACGACGGAUAACCCCUGGGGAAAUUCGCCAAGGCCUUGUAAACGAGUCAGGUGGGCACCGAUGCCCGACGAAAACGACAGCGGAGAGGACCGGUGCCCUCAAACUCCAACAGGCCCUAGAGCCUCCUCUCCUCCACCAGAGACAGCAGCGGCUGACGUAUCAACCGGCGACGACGAUCAGUGCCUGAAGGUUUUUCAGAAUCAUUUCAAGGCUGUUUCACGACGCAGGAAGCUUCACCAUCAUCUCCUGCCGUCCGCGUCCCAGCAAUUUCUGGAAAGUCCGGCACCCAUGGCCAUGGCGGAGGCCUUUGUCGCAGCAGACUCUUUAAGAGCACCUCCGGCCCCUGAAGCAACCACGUGCCGUGGCGAAACACCCUUAGCGGCGAACGCCGAGACCCAAGAGUCGGCAUCGGAUGACGUUGCCGACAUUCUGCGUGACGUUAAUGAGUUUAUCGGGAUGUUCGACAUCGAGGCUGAUCUUGCGAGGACCAAGGAGGAGGAGCAAAAAGCAACCGAGAGACGACAGCGACAACAGCAGCAACAGAGCCAGGGUCUGGGCGGCGGGUUUUCCAGCGGCUUGAACUUUGAAAGGAUGAUGGAUGCAGGAGUAUGGGAUUAA